AUGGCCGGAGCGACUGUGACCGUGGAGGAGGUGAGGAAGGCGCAGCGCGCCACCGGUCCGGCCACCGUGCUGGCGAUCGGGACGGCGACGCCCGCCAACUGCGUGUACCAGGCGGACUACCCGGACUACUACUUCCGGAUCACCAAGAGCGAGCACAUGACCGACCUCAAGGAGAAGUUCAAGAGGAUGUGUGACAAGUCAGGCAUCAAGAAGCGCUAUUUCCACCACACGGAGGAGACGAUCAGCAGGCACCCGGAGUUCCUAGACCGCGCGCUGCCGUCGCUCGGCGCGAGGCUGCGAACCACCGCGGACGCCGUGGCAGAGCUCGCCGCGGCCGCGGCGGCAACAGCGAUCGCGGAGUGGGGCCGCCCAGCGGUCGACAUCACGCACCUUGUCGUCGCCACCAACUCCGGUGCCGACGAGCCGGGCGCGGACCUCCGCCUCGCUAUGCUACUAGGACUCCGGCCGACCGUGCGCCGCACCCUGCUCUAUCUGCACGGCUGCUCGGCGGGGCUCGUGGCCAUCCGCGUCGCCAAGGACAUCGCCGAGAACAACCGCGGCGCCCGCGUGCUCGUGGCGUGCGCCCACGCCGUGCUCCUCAGCUUCGGCGCGCCGGACGAGGCCCGCCUCGACGCGCUCGUCACCACGGCUCUCUUCGCUGACGGCGCCGGCGCGGUCGUCGUCGGCGCCGACCCGACGCUGCCCGUCGAGCGCCCCGUCUUCCACUUCGUGUCCUCGUCACAGGCGACGCUGCCGGCGACAGAACGUACCGUUGGGAUCACCCUGGGCGAGAGCGGCGUCGAGUACGGCGUGUCCACGGAGGUGCCGACGCUUGUCCGCGACAGCAUAGAGCGGUGCCUGGCGGACUCGCUGGCGCCGCUUGGCCUCGCGAACGCGAGAGACGGCGGCGGCUGGAACUGGAACAGCCUCUUCUGCGCGGUGCACCCUGGUGGCCGCGCGCUCUUGGACAGCUACGAGGCCGCAUUGGGCCUGGAUGCACGGAAACUCGCGGCUAGCCGGCACGUGCUGGCCGAGUACGGCAACAUGUUGGGGGCGACCAUCAUCUUCGUCCUCGACGAGAUACGGCGGCGCCGCCAAGAUGGUGGGGAGGAAAGGGAGAACUGCAGGUGGGGGAUCAUGUCGGGACUUGGGCCGGGACUUACAGUUGAGACUAUAGUUUUGCAUGCUGCCGGCAGCCGGAACGAAGACUAG
Messenger RNA from Miscanthus lutarioriparius, 1212 nucleotides. The record is from the annotation of a GenBank genome assembly. NCBI's taxonomy places the organism in Eukaryota, Viridiplantae, Streptophyta, Magnoliopsida, Poales, Poaceae.